Coniosporium apollinis CBS 100218 is the source of this 3474-nucleotide messenger RNA. RefSeq lists its product as uncharacterized. The record is from RefSeq and is a predicted model, not a curated record. Lineage: Eukaryota; Fungi; Ascomycota; Dothideomycetes. Bases 1 to 3474 code for a protein of 1157 amino acids. The transcript has 2 exons.
AUGGCGAAAUCUAAGAAACGAGACUCGACGGAACUUUGCUGCACUGCUGAGCAGCGGUCAGACUCUCCCCCAUUGCCCAACGCCAGGGUAUCGGAUGUAUCCAAACCUCAGCAACCGCUGCUUCAUGAGUCUCCUCAAGUGGAUGGAUCGAGAUACAACACCACUCGCACAGAAGACAUAGAGCAUGAACUACAAACCAUAUUCGAGGCAGCAGAUGGAGACGCCUUCCCUCCGGAUAUCCGUCGCAGCCGCCACGACGCAAUCAGUACAUCCCAUGAUGCCGACUUCAAGCCAGAGAACUUCGCGGCUCGACUGCGGAAGAGGCUUUCCUUUACCAGCACCAAAUCCGCUCACAGCCAGGGCAAAAGGCGAAAAGCCGGCGCCCGCGGCUCGUCAGGCAAUUCCACUAGCAAUGAACUGCAGACUAUGAAGCAGAAGCUCAGUAAAGAUCUGCUGAGUGAUCAGGCGAGAGCCGAGGGAGGUUACGAUUCUGACGCAGAGGCCAUUGAAGAGGCGACACUCGAGUCCUUCCAACUUUACAGUCCAUCACCCGGCGACGGCUCACCGAUAAGGUCUCGAGCCGAGUCUUUUAGACGGACUGACCUGAGGAGCAUCGAGUGGACUCGGCCUGGACAUGAGCAGGACCAGAGACCUAGUCGAAACCCUACCAUGAAAGCCUUCUUCGAGGACGACGAACUGGGCAACUCCAAGGAGACUAUACUCAAGGUAUCGGAUGUUCGUCGCAUCCCUGAGUCCACUAGUGUUCCGGACAUCGCCUCUGAGAUACGCCAUGUACGUGCUAUCCGACGCUCGCUGUCUGAGCACUCUAUUAGCAUGCCACCUCCGCCGCCGCAGAUUCUGCCGAAGCGUGUUCCAAGCGCCGCCAGCUCUGUCAAUUCUCCUCUUUGGAAGCUCUCCGUACCCGGCAAUGACCAUUCAAUGGAAGACGUGCCGCCGGUUCCACUAAUCACCAGUAGAAAGGACUUAGGUGUCCAGAGCAUCAGCAACGAAGUUGAUGCCGACGAGUGGCCCCUAACCAGCAUGCCGGUCUCGGCUUCAAAGCACACGCAGCCUGUGGCGGACGCGCUGCCCGAUGAGAACCGGCGAUCAAGGCGUGAUGCACUGGAAACGGAGUCCAAUGAGAACGCCGAAUCCGCCUCUGUCAAGUCCAACAAACGAGGUGUUGACAGGAAAACAUCACAGCUCGAUCGGAAGCGCCGCUUAGAUCCGUCAAGGUCGAACGAGCUAGAGACUGAGGUGGAUGAGCCGAAGUCGUGCAACGCAUCUGUGCAUCUCUACAACAUGCGUAUCUCCCAGCAUCUUCGGUCUGCAUCCACGUUAUCCGUCGCGCCGUCCAUCAAGCAGGCUUCGGGAGUUCAGCAUGGGCGCGCUCGCUCAAGCCUAAGCAUCAAGUCAAAAGCAGCACCCGCCUCAAGGCAUCAGCGUCAGUCAAGCUCUGGAUUUGCCAGCACCAAAGUACCUAACGCAUGGGGCAACGUCGUCAGCGAAGCAUCUUCAGUCUACUCAACUAGACCGAACAGUCCCGAAAGUCUGAUGUUGCCGCCAGUACCAUCUGCCUAUACUGUGCCACAGUCAACAUUACGCAACGAGACAAUAGUAGAUAGAUCACAGACAAACACGCCGCUUUCGGGCAGGUCGCCGAGCAAGCCAAGUCCUGCUCCAACGCCAGUGGUCCCACGUAGCCAUCUAAAGACGCUGAACGAAGAAGUCUGGCCUCAUAAUGCUCGUGACUCAAGAAAACAUCCAGAUGGAUCGACGGCAGCCUUCAACAACUCUAGCUCCAGCAGUGUUGGCAAGGAUUCGAGAUUCAGGGAAGAGCUCACCCCUUCGCCGCCGACAAAGAAGGCCAAGUCCAAGAACCGCAAGGGCUUUGGGCUGUUUCACCACAAAAGCAAGAAAGGCAUGCGGGCACUAUCGAUGUUUGAUGGCUCGACGUACGACGAAGCUCCCAUUGAAGAACGCAAGCCUACCCGGCUCCAACGCUCCAUGGUCUUCCAUGGCGAUGUCGAUCAAGCGGGUGCGCUAUGGGAGAGAGCUAGGAAAGCAUACCAAAAGGAAAAAUCAGCCAUGUACCUCUCGCCGGAAAAUGCGCAGUCAGCUGGUCUGUUCAGGGAAAGGAGUGCUAGCGUUGCGAUCCCAAGUCCUAGGAGGCCGUCCAGCAUGGUCGACCCAACGGAGAGAGAGGGACGGCCGAGUCUUGCCGACACCAGACAGAUUCGUUCCAUGUCUUACAUUAAACGCGGAGAUUUCCUGGUACCGCCUGAACUCGCUGGAGGGAAGUCCACAGGCCCAUCACUUACAGCAAAAUCAUCGGUUGCCUCUUACGCCUCGGUCGCGUCCUUUCACUCGAUCGCAAGCUCUCGCAAAGAGGAAAGCGUAGACGACUCGACUGCCGAAAUCAGCGCCUGGUCUCGCUAUCCCAGUCAUACUCGACCGCAACGUACAGGCAGCGCAGGAGCAGCUGAUAACGUCAUUGCGCGAGACUUUGCUGCCGUGUUUGCUCCUGGUGGCGACUCCACGGGCUCGGACAGCGAGAACACAAUCAAGCGCAAGGCGGCUCAGAAAAAGAAGGCCAAAACUGGCAUGGUCAAGAGCAAAAGCAUGACGUUCGGCAAGAACUUUCUGAAAAACUACGCCAGUAUCUUCAGGAGCCAGAGCAGAGAAUUUAGGCGGUACGGAAGCGGCCACAGGACGAGCAUCGCCACGGGCGGGAAACUUGAAUAUCCGGAGUUGGAGCUGCUGGCGCCCGUUAUGUUCAGUAGCAUCCCAGAGGUGGCUGUUGUCAACACGGAGGCAGAAGGCAAGAAAGCCAAGAAGCACACAGCUGCGAAGGCAGAGAGCCGAGAUAAUGAAGACUUGAAGAAGUGGACGCCUAAGCCAGCCCUCAAACAAGAGUCUAACGGCGGCAAGUGGGAGUUUGCGUUCAGCAAUGCCGGCCCAUCAAAAUCACGUACAUUGUCCAACGCUCACGAUGAGGGAGUCGAUCCAACUGCUACAUCUUUCGAGCCGCUCAUGUCCGGGGCACUGCCAAGUCGUAUUGAUGGUUCGGCGGAACGCGAUCAUGCUAUGCCUGCUGCACUCCGCUGGUCGAAGUACUAUGGGAGCUGCGUGCACCUGCCUGGCACCUCCGAAAGUAACAAUGCCCUCCUGAGUGACAAGCCAUUAAAUCAGCACAGAGCAGCCUCGCGCGACGACACUAUCAGUUCGCCAACUCGUCAGUCGUCGCCUCUUCAUUAUAACAACAGGAAGUCCGCAUCCUACAUCUACUCGGAGACGAGUUCAAAGAGCCUGCCGGGCCGCAUGCGGCACUUGCACGACAAGAACAUGAGCGUAACGAGUGUGGUUAGUAUGACCAGAGCGAGCACGAACGACCUGCUUGCGUUGAUGCAGGAGAGGGAAAGAUUGGAGAGGGAGAAGUUGAUGAGGGGAGCUGAAGAUGACUGGGCCGUGUAG